GAGAGAGAGAGAGAGAGAGGUGUUUGAAGCCAAGAACCCCCCUCGGUCCCCUCACUCCCUCCCCCCAAAUCUCUAGGGUUUUCCUCGUUCCACCUCUCGAUCGCUUCACUUUCGGGCACCAAUCGAUAUCGACAGGGGUCUUUAGCCCCAGACCAUCGCUCGCCAGUCCAUGGAGCACGCCGCCGUGGUCUCCGAGACGUCCGUCCGCCGAUCGAAGAGGGGCAGGCCACCGUUGGCCGCGUCUGACGUCGGGCCUAGCAAAUCGAGCGGCUCUGCCGGGGAGAAGGCCGACCACAGUCCCACCGACGGGGACCAGGGGUCUGGGGAUGGAUCGUACGACGGCCUCGACGAUCCCGCUCCGAAGGCCAAGAGGAAGCGCGGAGCGGCAAUUCGGGCUGCUGGGUGGAAGGAAGAUCAGAGCUUGAUCGAUAUCAUCAAGCAUAAUGGGAGAGUAAUUAACCAUGCUGUCAAAAAGUGGGUUGAGCGCUAUGAAGGGGAUCCAAAAUCUGCAAUGGUUGAGAUUCUAAUGUUUCUCUUUGAGGCUUGUGGAGCCAAGUAUCAACUAGAAGCCGCGUCUUUUGAUGAGACUGAUGUGGAUGAUGUUGUGGUCUCACUUGUGGAGCUAGCUAAAAAUGGCGAAGUGGAAGACCAUGUUAACUCAAAGCAAAAGGAGCUUAAAAGCUUCAAAGAAAAUCUCGCAUCAUUCUGGGACAACUUGGUUCUUGAGUGCCAAAAUGGACCGUUGUUUGAUAAGGUUUUGUUUGAGAAAUGCAUGGACUUUGUAAUUGCCCUAUCAUGCACUCCUCCUAGGGUUUAUCGGCAAGUGGCUUCAUUGGUUGGUCUCCAACUGGUUACGUCCUUCAUAAAUAUUGCCAAAAUACUUUCUGGACAACGUGAAACCACUCAGAGACAGUUAAACGCUGAAAAGAAAAAACAAAAUGAGGGGCCUCGUCUGGAAUCUCUUAACAAAAGGUUAUCUCUGACACAUGAAAAGAUAACUGCCACAGAAGAGAUGAUGCGUAAAAUAUUUACAGGGUUAUUUAUGCACAGGUACCGAGAUGUUGACCCAGAGAUUCGGAUGUCUUGCAUCAGAUCUCUGGGUAUUUGGAUUUUAUCAUAUCCAUCACUUUUCUUGCAAGACUUGUACUUGAAAUAUCUUGGUUGGACACUGAAUGACAAGAGUGCUGGUGUCAGAAAAGCUUCUAUACUUGCAUUACAAAAUCUAUAUGAGGUGGAUGAUAAUGUGCCAUCACUUGGCCUUUUUACUGAGAGAUUUUGCAACCGAAUGAUUGAGCUUGCUGAUGACAUUGAUAUUUCAGUGGCUGUGUCAGCUAUAGGACUUCUGAAACAACUACUUAGACAUCAGCUUCUAACAGAUGAUGAACUAGGUCCUUUGUAUGAUUUGCUUAUUGAUGAACCACCCUUGAUCAGGCGUGCAAUUGGAGAAUUAGUAUAUGAUCAUUUGAUUGCACAGAAAAUUAAAAAUUCACAUUCAGGACGGAAGGAUGGAGAGAAUGAGUCCUCUGAGGUUCACCUGGGACGCAUGUUGCAAAUUCUUCGUGAAUUUCCUGAUGAUCCGAUCCUUAGUGCCUAUGUGAUUGAUGAUGUUUGGGAUGACAUGAAGGCCAUGAAGGAUUGGAAGUGUAUUAUCUCCAUGCUCCUUGACGAGAAUCCAUUGAUUGAACUCACUGAUGUGGAUGCAACUAACCUGGUUCGGCUUCUCUAUGCUUCCGCUAGGAAGGCUGUUGGAGAAAAGAUAGUCCCUGCCACUGAUAACCGAAAGCAGUAUUAUACAAAAGCUCAAAAGGAAGCAUUGGAAAACAGUAGACGAGAAAUAACUGCAGCUAUGAUGAAGAGCUACCCGCAGUUGCUGCGCAAGUAUAUAUCUGACAAAGCUAAGGUCUCACCUUUGGUUGAGAUUUUGGGUCUUUUGAAACUUGAACUUUAUUCCUUAAAAAGGCAGGAGCAGAAUUUCAAGACAAUUCUUGAACUUAUAGUGGAUGCAUUUUUUAAGCAUGGGGAGAAGGAUACACUGAGAUCUUGUAUCAAGGUGCUAACGUUUUGUUCUACUGAUAGUCAAGCUGAUCUUCAAGAUUAUGUGCAAAAUAAACUGAAGGAUCUUGAGAGUGAUAUAAUAAUUAAGCUAAAAGCUGCUAUGAAAGAAGUCGAGAUGGGUGGUGAUGAGUACUCACUUCUGGUCAAUUUGAAGCGGCUCUAUGAGCUUCAACUGACAAAAUUUGUUUCUAUCAAUGGCUUAUAUGAAGAUAUGGCUAGCAUCCUCAGGGAUUUGAGUGACAUUGACAAUGAGGUAAAGUGCUUUCUGCUUCUCAACAUGUACCUGCAUGUAGCUUGGUGCCUGCAGUCUAUUGACAGUGACAGUCUGCUAGAAGCAUCUACUACUGCAUUAUUGUCCAAGAGGGAUAUCCUGCUUGAACAACUAGAAUCCUUUACUAGGACCCUGCCUGAUGCCCCUCAGGAGGGAAGGAGUGGAAUUGUGCUUUCUUGUAGAGUCUGUAUCAUACUUGCAGAAACAUGGUGCUUAUUUAAAAAGUCAAAGUACUCUUCUACAAGGCUGCACAGUUUAGGAUAUUCCCCAAAUUUACCUUCUAUUCAGAAUUUCUGGAAACUUUCUGAGCAACUGCUUAAAAUUUCAGAUGAGACUGAAGAUGAGGAUGCAAAUGAAGAAUACAUCGAGGAGACAAACAGGGAUGCUGUUAUGAUUGCAGCAGCAAAGUUGGUGGCCACUCAUACUGUUUCCAAGGAUUAUCUUGCUCCUGAGAUUUUUUCACAUUUUGUGAUGCAUGGAACAAGCAUUUCGGAGAUAAUCAAGCAUUUGAUCACAGCUUUAAGGAAAACUGCAAAUGAUGAGAUACCUACUAUAUUUUUGGAGGCAUUGAAAAGAUCUUAUAAGAGGCACACAGUGGAUCUUUCCUCUGGUAGUAACGAGUCCUUAGCGAGUAAGUCCUAUUCGGAUUGCAAGGAGCUUGCAUCUCGGCUCUCAGCAACAUUCACUGGUGCAGCUCGAAAUAAGCAUAAAUCAGAAAUUUUAAAUGUUGUUAAGGAUGGCAUUUCAUAUGCCUUUUUGGAAGCUCCCAAACACUUAUCAUUCCUAGAGGCUGCUGUUUUGCCAUUUGUCUCGAAACUUCCCACAUCUGAUAUUCUAGAAAUCCUGAAGGAUGUCCAGAAGAGAUCAGAGAAUGUUAACAUAGAUGAAGAUCCCAGUGGUUGGCGGCCAUAUUCCGUGUUUGUUGACCACUUGCAGGAGAAAUAUGCAAAGAAUGAAGGUUUGCAAGAUGAGAAAGAAGGGAAUGUUGUAAGACGACGAGGACGUCCAAGAAAGGCAAGAAAUCUAGAAGGAAAGAAACUUUUUGAUGGGCAUGAAUCUAGUGAAGAAGAUUCCAUUAGCGAUUCGGACCAGAAUGAUCAGGAAGAGGAUGACGAUGAAGAAGCGGAUCAGCCUCUAAUACACACUUUUAGAGCAUCGGCUUCCAAGUUGAGAUCAAUGAGAAUUGCACGGCCAGAAAGCACAGAAACUGCAAAGAACAACAGGUAACAGCCGCUGAUAUUAGGUUGCUUUUCUUAAGAAAGUGAUCGAGAAGCAUCAUCAUGGACUCUACUUACAUGAAAGCCCAUAUUAUCGUUUUAUCAAGAAUUUAUCUUUUAUUGCUGUUGGUAGUCUAACCUUCUAGGCAGUUUGUAUGUUAUGUAUAUUGGCAUCUGCACAAGUCAGCUUUACCUUCCUGUAUGUAGUUUCUAAGAGCCCAAAUCUGGUUUAUCAGAACUUUUGUUGCUACCAAGAUAUGCUAGAGCAUGGUGGAGGCAAGCUUGUAAAAGCUAGACACCAAUCAGUUGUACUAAUACUGAGAAUUACUAAUACUGGUCCACCGAGGUUUACUCCUAGAAAAAUAAACAAUUCGGUGGUACCUGUCCUGUCUGUGCAUACAAUCGAACCUGUGCAUUGUAAAUAGGAUCCAAGACAUUCUUGAUUCUCCUCGGAUAAAAGAUUAUUUUUUAUUUGCCUGAUUUUGCAGCAUUU
Musa acuminata subsp. malaccensis (wild Malaysian banana) is the source of this 4036-nucleotide messenger RNA. RefSeq names its product sister-chromatid cohesion protein 3. Gene Ontology annotation, molecular function: chromatin binding. Gene Ontology annotation, cellular component: cohesin complex; nucleus; chromatin. Gene Ontology annotation, biological process: sister chromatid cohesion. Lineage: Eukaryota; Viridiplantae; Streptophyta; Magnoliopsida; Zingiberales; Musaceae. The record is from RefSeq and is a predicted model, not a curated record.